Molecule: messenger RNA, 687 nt
Organism: Mangifera indica (mango)
Lineage: Eukaryota; Viridiplantae; Streptophyta; Magnoliopsida; Sapindales; Anacardiaceae
Exons: 1
Coding region: 1-687 (228 amino acids)
Molecular function (GO): S-adenosylmethionine-dependent methyltransferase activity
Source: RefSeq, a predicted model, not a curated record
AUGGAGAAACACAUCGAGGAUAUCUUAAGAAAAAUCUCAUUCGGAGCAAUAACUGUUGCAACAAUUACUCUAGUAAUGAUGAUCCUCCGAACCCCUGAAACUUGCAUCGUCGAGAAGAAACCCAUGGUCAAAUUCCCCAAAUCAUCUUGCGACUCAUCGCACCGUCAACACCUCCCACUCGAAAAAAAGAACCAACGUCUCUGGUCCUCCAAGUCAUGGAACCAACAAGUACGCGCCCACAUGCUACACUUUCAACAACUCCAACGCCUCAACCUUCUCUUUAACCACUCCAAAGUCCUCUGCGUUUCUGCCGGUGCUGGCCACGAGGUCAUGGCUUUGAACAGACUCGGAGUGGCUGAUGUCACUGGUGUCGAGCUGAUGGAUUCGUUGCCUUUAGUCAGCAGGGCCGACCCGCAUAAUUUGCCUUUUUUUGAUGAGGUGUUUGACUUGGCGUUCACGGCGCAUUUGACAGAGGCGUUGUUUCCAUCACGGUUUGCUAGCGAGAUGGAGAGGACGGUUAAGAAUGAUGGGUUGUGUGUGGUUCUUGUGGAGCAAUGCGGGGUUCAAGAGCUGAAGGAGAUCGUGGGUUUGUUUAGAAAGUCGAGGUUAAUUGAUGCAGUUAAUAUUACGUUUAUUGGGUCUAAUGUAACUCGGAUUUUAAUGAGAACAACUAGAGUUUCUGCUUGA